CUCAUACCGUUUACUUCUGAUUCUAUCAACAAAACAACAAAUAUGGCGUCUGUCAUGAUGGAGCCGAAGUUCGGAAGUGUUGUCGAAAAUUUUAAGAAUGAAAAUGAAGGGUAUAAAUGUGGCUACUGCAAAUCCAAAUCUUCAAAUUACAGCCAUGGUAUGUGGGCCCAUCAACUCACCGUUCAUGAUUAUCAGGAUUUGAUAGACCGAGGCUGGAGACGUAGUGGCUACUACUGUUACAAACCUACAAUGCACAAAAUUUGUUGUCCCAUGUACACCAUCAAGUGUCAAGCAAUUGACUUCAAAAUAACUAAAUCCCAGAAGAAAGUUAUCAAGCGGGUUAAUCGCUUUAUUGACCUUGGUGAACGUGUUAAAUCAAAACUAACUGGAGAUGACUCAAAUACGUGUGUCUUUCAAGAAGCAAGUAGUGAAGGAAAUCCUGAUUGGAUGGCAGCACAGCAGACUAGCCAUGUUGCAAGUGUCAACAAGGAAAAGUUUGCUCAACUUAAAUCUUCUCUCCAAGAGCUUAAAGGAGAUUACUCUGGUGCAUCAAGAGAGACAGAUACAGAAGUUAUAACCGAAUCUUCGGAUUGUUUGAAACAAGAAGUAAAGCUGCAAGACAUUGUAGAAGAAAAUCCCGCCACAGGGACUAGGUCUCUCAAACCUGGUAAUGGUCCAGAUAAAGAUAAGCCCCCUUGUAAAAAAGCAAAAUUACUGAGGCUUGAAAGAAGAAAACAAAAGCUAGAAAGUAAAGGAUUACCUUUGGAAACAUCUGCUCAGAAACAAGACAUUAACCCUAAGAAAUUAGAAGAUUUUUUGUAUCAAAAGAUGCCUCCCAACCCUGCUCAUAGAUUACAGGUACGACUUGUGAGAUCGCAGCCACCAAGUGCAGAAUUCAAGAACUCAUUUGUGGAGUCGUUAAAUGUGUAUCGUCGAUACCAAAUGGCAAUUCAUCGAGAUCCAGAAACAAAAUGCUCUGAAUCACAGUACAAGAGAUUCCUAGUCAAAUCACCUCUUGAGCUCAAGUUGGUGAGAGCGGACGAAUUGGCAUCAGUUGAUCAGACGUGGAUGUGGAACCUCUUCGUUAAAUACCAGAAGAAAAUCCACAAAGAGCGGGACGAUGAGUGUGACCGUGAAACUUUCCAACACUUCCUUGUGGACACGCCAUUAAAGGCUUGGCGCCCAGCCGAUGGGUCUGGCCCUCCUCAAGGAUAUGGUUCUUUUCAUCAACAAUACUGGUUGGAUGAGAAGCUUGUUGCUGUGGGAGUAAUAGAUAUUCUCCCUCGAUGUGUGUCCUCUGUUUACUUUUAUUAUGACCCAGACUUCUCUGAUCUCACGCUGGGAACAUAUGGAUCUCUAAGAGAGGUAGCAUUUGUUCGAACACUACACUCAAAUGCCCCAGAACUCAAGUGGUAUUAUAUGGGCUUUUAUAUUCACUCCUGUCCAAAAAUGCGCUACAAGGCCGGACUGUCUCCUUCUAUGUUACUCUGCCCAGAAACCUACACAUGGCAUCCCAUUGAAGAAUGCUUACCCUUGCUGGAUAAAAAAAAAUAUUCUCGUUUGGAACCAAAUCCUAGUGUAGUAGAUGGUAAUGCCUUUGAUAACAUUAAUGAAUUGGUUGUCUUUUAUGAUCUUCGACCAAUGUAUUAUAGUCGAUAUCGGGAACUGAGAGGAGGUAGUAAUGACUUAGAGGAUGAGGAAGUGCUACAUUAUGCCCAAUUGGUGGGAAGAACUUGUGCAAAGCGAGUGCUUUUGUUAAGGUGAUUUGUUAACCCUUUUUUGUGUGUGCUGUAUUUUGAUGAUCAGGGAUCAGUUUUUACAAACUCUCAUCUGGGUUCAAUGUUAAUUAAUAUUUUUGCAAAGUAGUUUAUUUCACCUAUUUUUGUUCAAUCAGUUAACUGCGACUUGUUUUCUCAUACAUAUCUAGUUGUGAAUACUUCGCUUUAGAUAUGCAUUUGUUCCAUAACAUAAAGUAUUGAUUGUGAAGAUACUUUUGUGAUAAAUUCUCUUCACCUGUAUUAAGGUUUGUAAAUCUGACAUCUGAAAUGUAAUAAGCAGGUAGGUGUGUGAAUGUAUUUUGAGUGUAUUAUAGUUGCCUCAUUUUCACUCUUCUACAGUAGUUAACAAAAAUAUACUGUAUCUGUUUUUGUGUCUUGUGUUCUACGUACUAAAUGUGAGAGGAAAUCCAAUGUUCUACUUUUCAGUGAGUUAGUAUCUCUGUGCCUAUGCCUUCCCAAAUUAACACUUUUCUUUAGCAUAUGCACAAAAGUUUAGGUAGGGGGAAAUUCUAUUGAAUUCACAUUAUAAUUAGAAGUUGUGAGUGUAUGAAUUGAUUUAAUCAAUGCUAGUCAUGUGAAGUUUCCUCAGUUGAGAAAUCUGUUUCUUUGGGCCUUUUGUUAUCUGUAUGCAAUUAAUUUCUCAGAAAUAAUUUUAUUUCUGGUGUUAUUUAUUUUAGGAAGUCAUCAUGCCUUUGGUUCUAAAACACUAAUCAUAACUGUUUGUUCAUGAUUUAUUACUGUUAUUUUUAAAAAAAAUAUAUCACAAAGAUUAAAGAUAACCUCCAUUUAUUUAUA
Molecule: messenger RNA, 2573 nt
Organism: Frankliniella occidentalis (western flower thrips)
Lineage: Eukaryota; Metazoa; Arthropoda; Insecta; Thysanoptera; Thripidae
Gene: Ate1
Product: arginyl-tRNA--protein transferase 1
Exons: 11
Coding region: 43-1764 (573 amino acids)
Biological process (GO): protein arginylation
Cellular component (GO): cytoplasm
Molecular function (GO): arginyl-tRNA--protein transferase activity
Source: RefSeq, a predicted model, not a curated record